Messenger RNA from Desarmillaria tabescens, 1276 nucleotides. RefSeq lists its product as uncharacterized. The transcript has 21 exons. NCBI's taxonomy places the organism in Eukaryota, Fungi, Basidiomycota, Agaricomycetes, Agaricales, Physalacriaceae. The record is from RefSeq and is a predicted model, not a curated record. The coding region runs from base 1 to 906 and encodes 301 amino acids.
AUGACACUCGGUGCCAUUUAUAUCGGCGCUACCAUAGGAGCCGUCUUCUAUGGUAUAACCAUUCUACAGACUGCCAUCUACUACAAGCAAUACCCUGAUGAUUCGCCGCUCUUCCGAUGUGCCGUCGGUUUUUUGUGGAUUCUCGACACGCUUCAUGUUGCAAUAAGCACUCAUGCCUUGUACCAUUACCUGGUCGAAUCGUUUGGGAAUAUUCCUGCUCUAUCGAAGAUCAUCUGGAGCUUUCGGCUGCAACUCCUAAUCAAUAUGUUAAUCGUUGUUUGCGUCCAAGUCUUAUACGCCGUCAGAAUAUGGAAAUUUGGUCGUAAUUUCCAUGCGGUACUGCCGUGGUUCAUUUUUCUUUUUAUCACCGCUUCCCUUGCCGUUGGAAUAUACGUCACUUAUGAUAUGUACACCGUGUCGAGCAUUUUGGACUUGCCGACCCUUAGCAUAUCCAUUUAUGCGGCGUUCUCCACAGCGGCAGGAGCAGACUUCGCCAUCGCCGCUGCAAUGUGCUACUACUUGCACCAAGGCAGAUUAAUGGCUCCGAGCUUCUCCAUUACGAUGAAGAUCAUUGUAGGAUUAAUGCGACUUGUUGUGCUAUCUGGUCUGGCGACAAGCGCAUGCUCAAUAUUAACACUCAUCACGUACAUCGUAUGGCCACAUAGUCUCAUUUUCGUUGCAAUAAGUCUCAUUCUACCGAAACUCUAUAUAAAUUCGUUGCUCAUGAUGCUCAAUGCACGCAAAGAACAAAUGAGGAAGGAUAUCAAUGAAUGCUCCGCUAACGAUAAGGUAAUCGUCUUUGCUCAUACCUCCAGCAGCGGGGCCAGUGGUUUGGCAGAGACGAGUAUCGAUACAACUCUUUCCGUAAUGGAACGUGGUCAUCAAACAAACGGCGGCACAGAAUGACAUUGACUCAAGAAUUACAUGACAACCCUGUUAUACCCAACUAGUUUGCUCAUAUAUUAUGGGCGACGUCAAUCUGGGAGUGGCUUUGUUAUGCGGUGUAGUUGAUGGCAUUAUAAUACUUACCGUGCUAUUUAACAAGCUGGUCUUGCAUUUUAAUAUUAUUAUAUCACCGAGACAAAGGAUCAGGGAUUUCGUCCCUCAGCUAUGCAACGCAGAUUUGAUCGCAUCCGCAUCAACGUUUGAGUCAGAUCACGCGAGCUAUAUCAUUGUCGAAUGGUUGUAACCUCGAAGCGAAGCCGUUGGUGGUGGCUUAACCUAUUUUGGGCAGCGCUUUUUUUCUGAGGAUGAUGAUCAUCCCGCAAUACGGGAG